Molecule: messenger RNA, 630 nt
Organism: Phragmites australis (common reed)
Lineage: Eukaryota; Viridiplantae; Streptophyta; Magnoliopsida; Poales; Poaceae
Exons: 1
Coding region: 1-630 (209 amino acids)
Molecular function (GO): nucleic acid binding; zinc ion binding
Source: RefSeq, a predicted model, not a curated record
AUGUGGAUGGUGCGAAGCUCGUCUUUCUCCGCUCUACAAGGACAACCUCCAAGACCCAUCAGUUCUCAAGCGAGUGUGACUAGUGGCCUCUGCAGCCCGUGCUAUAACUAUGGGCGCGUCGGGCAUUUCACACGUGAUUGCCCUUAUCCAAAGCCAGAAGCCACGGUGACGGCUCCAAGGCCACCACCACCUACUCCAAUCGUUCAUCAAGUCUCCAAACGUGGCCGAGUGUGCUACACCACCGUCGAGGAGCCUCAUGAGGAAGACAACGUGUUGAUGGGUAUGUUAUUUGUUAAUUCUUGUCCUGCAAUUGUGCUUUUCGAUUCUAGUGCAUCUUAUUGUUUCGUCAAAGAGAGUUAUGUCUCAAGUGACAGCAUGAUCACCAAAGUUCUACCUUCCUCUUAUCAUAUUGAUGCAUCUGGUGCUAUAUUGAGGACCAACCGUGUCGUUCCCUUGGCUGAGAUUCUCAUUGAGGGAGUUCAGUUUUCUGCAAAUUUGAUCAUGUUGGAUACAAGAGGAGUGGAUGUCAUAUUGGGAAUGAAUUGGCUUGCCAAGAACAAGGUCGCUAUUGAUUCUGCUCGUAGGACUGUCACUCUUAAUGACAUGUCCUGCACAAACAAGUCCAUUUGA